AUGGAGCAAAUCCUGCUCAAAAAACGCAAGAAAAAAAUCGGCACAACAUGGUGCUCGGCAUUAAAUUGCAAUCACAACAAGAAGGAUAAUGAAGAACUCUCCUUUUAUCGCUUUCCAAAAGAUGUAAACAGGUGAGCUUAAAGAGUCAGAACAUUGUCAUGUCCAACCUUCCAAAGUUUUGAGACAUAGUAAAAGCAUCUACAGAAUUAAAUACAAUGUCUAUAAAUGGCUGGACGAUCGAUGACAAACGAUGUGUUUUCAACAUUUUGUUUAUAGGUCUAAAAAAUGAGUUGUCAAUUGCCGAUGAGAAGACCUUGUCAAGUAUGACGCAGAAAAGCUUCAUAAAAAUAGCCGCCUUUGCAGUGCACAUUUUGAAGAAGAAAUGUUUGCGAAUGCUUUGAAGAAAAGGUUGAAAGACAACACAAUUCCAACCAUUUUUGACAUGCCAAAUCCACCUCCGAAUAGGCGUAAAGCGAAGACUGUUAUUUAGGCAAGAAACCCCGACAAAUGGUAAUUUAUGUACUGUAUUUUAUACCUUGAAAACCAUUUUAAAAACCAUGAAUUGACAUGAACAUCAAGCGGGAAAUUUAAAGAGAAUACAAUGUAAAAAGACGGUUAAGUUAAUUAAAAUGUACACAAACCCUUUGUUUACAUAACCGGCCCGUUUGUUGGGCUUUAAAUUUCCCGCCUCACAUCAAACACGCUGAGGUCAAGUAAUAUAUAUUUAAUCACAGUGAUUUACUGUAACUAAACUAAACCAUUAAUUAUACCUUUACUCUUAAGUACCGUAAAUUCAUACACAAAAACAUUUUUAUUUAGGCAAAAAGAGAAAAUUUAAUACAGUUGAAGCUUCAAGUACAUUAUCACAGACAUCAGAGACAGAGAGUACUGGUAAACUUUUUUUAGUAGAACGUUUUAGCUGGUUUUAGUCUUUAUUGUAUAUAAUACAGAUUAAAUAAAUAUAAAUGACAGUCAUGUAUUGUGGCAUCUCCGAAGUCUCAGCGGCAUAAUGGCUAGAAUAAUGGCUGGAAGGGCUGCCUUCAUAAAAACCUGAAAUCUGGGCAUACAUUUUGGAGGGAUAUGAAGAUGAAGAAUAUGCCAGAAACAUACACCCUGGCUAUGCCAGCCUCUAUAAACCUUUGUUUGCAAUGGCGUAGACAUGUAGGGUGAUCAAUCGCCCCUCUAAUUGCAUAAAAUUUGAGGGACUCUAGAUUUAAAAAUAUUGCAACUCAACAACUGUGAAGAGAAUGAUGUUGCAAAUGAUAGCACUAAAGUGUGUAGUAAUGUGUGUAAAAUAGGCCCUGUCACACUGUUGCAUAUAUCAUACUAGCAUAUGCCAGCAUAUGAAAAAUAUACAUUAGGCAAAGGUGAGAGCCCCGGCGAUACAGAAAUAUUUUUAGCAUGCUUAAAUAUUUUGUGUAUUCGGACCUAUGGUUUAUACUAGGAUAAGCAUACUUUAGGCACAUGCCAAAUACAUUAGAGGUACCCCAGAUGUACUGAACUCAUACACUGGCAUUUCAAGGGAUUUUUGUAAUUUUGUACAUAUGAAAAUUAUUUCAUCAUUAAUUUUCAUAUAUUUCUCUCAUAUGCAAUAACAUGAUGGGGCCUUUAAAAUCAAUUGACCGUAAUACAGUAUACAACUUAAUAAUUGGUAUAGAAUUAAAACUCACCCGUGCAAUACAUUAAAUGUUAAUAAAUGCAUAAACACUUUGUUCCAGGUCCUCCCUGUCCGUUUGAUCAUCAUCACUUCAACGACAUAGACAGCAAUGUGAAUACAUCAGCAGAUAUAUCUUGUAUUGACAAAGGUAUACAACAUCCUAUCAGAUCAGGACAAUGUUUCUUGCACUCAACCCAUUACAGCAUAAGACUCUCCCCUUGAUAAGUAAAAUUGUCUGGCAUUAUACAGAGUAAAAGAAUAAAAUAAAAUUUGUGGCCUAAUGGGUUAAUGAUAAAUAAAAUUGAUUUAGAAGACAAACCAUUAAUAGUUCAUCAUUAACCUAUGCACAAAUUAUGUCUUGUGCUAGAUAUCACAAUGUCUCCUGUCUCCCAAACCGAACAGAAAAAAUCAACAUCAUUCACCAAGAAGCACUAUGAAGCAAAUGGCAAAACAACGUAAAAGAGUGCAACGUCUAAGACAGGCCCUAAAUAUGAAGAAAAAACAAAAACAACAACUUUUAAGAUGCACUAAGGACAAUGUUACCAGAAAGAAUGGUCAAAUUCAUUGAUCUUCAAAUCGACCUACAUUAAAAAAAAACAAAGGGAAAAGAUACAUGCCAGAAAUGAAGUCAUUUGCUCUAUCACUGUACCAUGUAAGUGGCAAGGCAUACAGGUUGGAGCCAAGGUCAAAUGCAUGAAUGAAGCCAGCAAACUAUGUAGCAUUUGUAUGGAUGAGAUUUAUUUAAAAACAUGCUUGUUGUUUGAUUCAGCUAAAGAUGAGGUGGUUGGUGUGGACGAUUUUGGAGAUGGAAAGCACAGUGAACGUCUGGCUACAUCAGCUGUCAUGUUCAUGGCUCGGGGAAUCACUGGAAAUUGGAAACAGCCCUUGGUUACUAUUUAG
Messenger RNA from Paramuricea clavata, 2557 nucleotides. Lineage: Eukaryota; Metazoa; Cnidaria; Anthozoa; Malacalcyonacea; Plexauridae. The record is from the annotation of a GenBank genome assembly.